Molecule: messenger RNA, 512 nt
Organism: Monodelphis domestica (gray short-tailed opossum)
Lineage: Eukaryota; Metazoa; Chordata; Mammalia; Didelphimorphia; Didelphidae
Gene: ARPP19Y
Product: cAMP-regulated phosphoprotein 19
Cellular component (GO): cytoplasm
Molecular function (GO): protein phosphatase inhibitor activity
Source: RefSeq, a predicted model, not a curated record
AGUCAAUAACCCCUGAGUUUUAUCCACUUAUGAGAAUCCAAGAGAGCUGGCUAUCUCCAACAAACACUCCCAAUCCUGGUUGCCGCACCACGGAAGGUCAACGUGCUUAGAGAUCGGGUCCUCCCAUUUGACUGAAAGGACGCAAUGUCGGCGGAGAUCCCCCAGGCGGCCUCUGCUGAGGAUCAAAAGGAAAUUGAAGAUAAAGUAACCAGCCCAGAGAAAGCAGAAGAAGCAAAGUUAAAAGCAAGGUAUCCUCAUCUGGGACAAAAAUCUGGGGGGUCAGAUUUCUUGAGGAAGCAACUGCAAAAGGGACAAAAAUAUUUUGACUCUGGGGAUUACAACAUGGCUAAAGCAAAGCUAAAGAACAAGCAGCUUUCUACUGCAGCAGCUCCUGAUAAAACAGAGGUCACUGGUGACCACAUUCCUACACCGCAGGAUCUUCCACAGCGGAAACCAUCCCUUGUUGCUAGCAAGCUGGCUGGCUGAUUAAAAGAGCUGAACUGCAUGAAUCA